UGGCUUAUUUUCCACUCAUUUUGUUGGACCAUUGCUUCUGGCUUUAUAUUUUUCUACCUCUUCCUUGUGUUUGUUAAAAUACCUGAAUUAGAUUAGGAAACACUUCUAGGGAUCCAUAUGUUUUGCAGAUUCAGUUGAUUAGAAAAAUUAUUUUUGUGGGUUGAAUGGCUACCCCAUAGUGUAUCCAGGUUGUAUUUUCAUUUUCAUUUUUUCUUUUAAGUCAUACAACAAGACAAUUCACACAACUUUCUAACCCAUUGAAAGUUGCAACAACAUGGCAAAGAGAGCUCUUUAAAUAGAAACUUGGCACAAGGUGGGAGUCCUCAUAAUAAUUUUUCUUCUGUGGAAGGAGACAAGGAAGUGAAGCAGAGGAGCAUUACCAAAGGAGGAGCAAUGAGGGCAAGUCCUAUCCUUUACCUCCUAUCACUUCUUCUUUUAUCACUACUUCACAGACCCACCUUUGCCCACAAAAAGUCAUACGUGGUGUACUUGGGAGCCCAUUCACAUGGCCAAGAAGUCUCAUCCAUUGAUUUGAAUCAAGUAACAGACUCUCAUUACGAGUUACUGGGAUCUUUUUUGGGGAGUUGUGAUAAGGCCAAAGAUGCCGUAUUUUACUCCUACACACGACACAUCAAUGGUUUUGCUGCAAUACUGGAUGAUGAAGAAGCAGCCCAGAUAGCUAAACAUCCCAAAGUAGUCUCAGUAUUCUUGAACAAGGGAAGACAGUUACACACAACCAGGUCAUGGGACUUCCUGGGCCUUGAGGAUGAUGGCGUAAUUCAUCCCAGCUCUGCUUGGAAGAAAGCAAGAUUUGGUGAAGACACCAUCAUAGGCAACCUGGACACUGGUGUCUGGCCUGAAUCGAAGAGCUUUAGCGAUGAAGGGAUGGGACCAAAGCCAUCAAAGUGGAAAGGAAUAUGUCAAACUGAUGAAGACGCUAGUUUUCAUUGCAACAGGAAGCUGAUUGGAGCAAGAUACUUCAACAAAGGGUAUGCUUCUGUAGUUGGGCCUCUCAAUUCUUCGUUUGACUCACCACGCGACACAGAAGGCCAUGGAUCACACACCUUGUCAACUGCGGGAGGAAAUUUUGUGCCUGGGGCAAAUGUAUUUGGGUUUGGCAAUGGGACAGCAAAAGGCGGAUCACCAAAAGCCCGGGUGGCUACUUACAAGGUUUGCUGGCCUCCAGUGGGUGGCAACGAGUGCUUUGAUGCAGAUAUAUUAGCAGCCUUCGACAUGGCCAUUCACGAUGGCGUUGAUGUGCUGUCUGUGUCACUUGGGGGGAACCCUGCCCCUUUUUUCAAUGACAGUGUUGCCAUUGGAUCCUUUCAUGCUGUCAAGCAUGGCAUUGCUGUGAUUUGCUCAGCCGGAAACUCUGGACCUGAUGAUGGUACUGUUUCCAACAUAGCACCAUGGCAGAUCACGGUUGGAGCCAGCACCAUGGAUCGCCAGUUUCCUAGUUACGUAGUCCUUGGCAACAAGAUGAGCUUGAAGGUUACUUCCCACAUCCAGGGAGAAAGCCUUUCACCAAAAGCCUUACCGAACAAAAAGUUCUUUCCAAUUGUUAGCGCUGCAGAUACCAAGGCUGCUAAUGCAUCAGCUGGAGACGCUCUGCUUUGCAAGGCUGGAACAUUGGAUCUGAGAAAGGUGAAGGGGAAAAUAUUGGUGUGCCUUCGAGGGGACAAUGCAAGGGUUGACAAGGGUAGGCAAGCUGCUUUGGCUGGUGCUGUGGGAAUGGUUCUUGCCAAUGACGAGGCUUCUGGGAAUGAAAUUCUUGCUGAUCCUCAUGUCCUCCCUGCUUCACAUAUCAAUUACACUGACGGUGUUGCUGUGUUCAGUUACAUCAAUUCAACGCGGUCCCCAAUGGCUUCUAUUACAUUUCCAACCACUCAAUUGGGCACAAAACCAGCUCCAUUCAUGGCAGCUUUUUCAUCAAAGGGACCCAAUACCAUUACUCCAGAGAUACUCAAGCCUGAUAUUACUGCACCAGGAGUCAGCGUCAUAGCUGCCUACACGGAAGCACAAGGACCAACAAAUGAAGAUUUUGAUACGCGUCGAGUUCUAUUCAAUUCAGUAUCAGGCACCUCCAUGUCAUGCCCUCAUAUUUCUGGUGUCGUCGGCCUACUGAAAACCCUCCAUCCUACCUGGAGUCCAGCAGCAAUAAGAUCGGCAAUCAUGACCACGGCAAGAACACAAGAUAACAUGAUGGAGCCAAUCACCAAUGCAUCCCACUUUAAAGCAACACCAUUCAGUUACGGAGCAGGGCAUGUGGAACCAAACCGGGCUAUGGAUCCAGGGUUGGUUUAUGAUUUGGCUACCAAUGACUACCUGAACUUUCUAUGUGCCCUUGGAUACAGUCAAACUCAGAUUGAAUUGUUUUCUGAGGGUCCUUAUAAAUGCCCCAAACCCCUUGUUCUAACAGACUUCAACUAUCCCUCAAUCACAGUCCCUAAGCUUACUGGUUCAAUCACUGUGAUUCGAACUGUUAAGAAUGUUGGUUCUCCGGGUACAUACACAGCACGUAUCCUUGAACCGACUGGAACAUCUGUUUCAGUCGAGCCAAAGAUGCUGAAGUUCAAAAGGAUUGGGGAAGAGAAAACCUUCAAGCUUACUAUAAAGGUGAGAAGAUCCAGUGCAGGUAGAGACUAUGUAUUUGGAAAGUUGAUAUGGUCAGAUGGUAAGCACUUUGUGAGGAGUCCUAUUGUGGUGAAGGAAAUCUAGAGACUGAUAUGUUGAUUAAUUUCACAAAUUAAAUCAACCAUUUGAUUUCUACUCUUCCAUUGAAACAGCUUCUAUGAUUAAUUCUAGGCUUUUUUUCAUCUCUCUUUAUGUUUCUUGAUCUUGAUUCACUGUAUUGCUGGAAAAACAGUGAAUAGAAUUAGAUGCCAAUCAUGUGUGGUAUUGACACUGGCGCCACCUUGUACAAGGAGCUUCUAUUCCAGGUUCUUGUUCCCUGUUAAUCUGAACAUCACCUAUCUCCCUCCUUUCACUGUUCAGAUUAGAUUUAAACAAUUGCACACUUUUGCCAGCA
Molecule: messenger RNA, 3028 nt
Organism: Ilex paraguariensis (yerba mate)
Lineage: Eukaryota; Viridiplantae; Streptophyta; Magnoliopsida; Aquifoliales; Aquifoliaceae
Source: the annotation of a GenBank genome assembly